UGCUAUCCAAAAAUCUGCCCGGUUGCUCCCACUAUCUUUCGAGUCCUCCGAGUCUUCUAGUUUCAAGUAAGUCUUCUUUCUUUUCCUCAUCUCUCUAAGUCAUGUCUGACCACGAGGAUAGCCAGAACCCUUCCAUCCAUUCUUACGGUUCUAGUGCCCGGUCUCAGACCUCCAGUCCCCAAUCCUACUCUUCUUUUGAGCGCCCAACUGCUUCUCCACAGAAGAAGCCGGUUGAUGCUUCUACUUGUGCCCCUUCUUCUUCCGCGGCACAAGUGGUCUCGGGCGCCCGGUCUGUGGAUGAGGGCUUCACUCUGUUGGAUGACCGGUUGCUCUUGGAGCAGCCGUCGUACAUGCAGAAGGCUCAAGUCCACGAGCUGCGCAACCUAAUGCCCGAUGGUUACCAGUUGUUCUACCGGGCAACGUGGAAGAAUAUUAUUUCUCUCCACGCCGGUACGACGAUUGGGAUCCAUUAUCAUUCCAUCAAGGACUUGGGUGAAUUCUCCAUUCAUCCCUUCAAAGUCCUUUUCUUUGAGACAUACGGGAUCAUGCCCGGGCAGUUAGCCCUUAAUGGUCACCGUAUGCUCAACAGUUUCAUCAACGUCUGUCGCUUCCUUCGCAUCCCUCUCUCCCUUCGUCUCUUCAACCAUAUGUUCGAUGUCCGGCCCGGGUCCAAGGAAACCCUUGGAUUCAUGAUCGUGUCCUCUCAUCAGGGCCGGGCAUUCCUUUCCGGUCUACCUCCUUCCAACCGGGGUUGGAAGGACAAAUAUGUUUCUAUCAAAUUCCCCCCGGAUGCUUUCUCUUUUUCCCAAAAUGCUUGGGGGAAAAGAAUGAAAGUCCAGGUCAAGCCCAGGGAGACUGAUGACCUGGCCGCCUGGGAAGCCGCUCUCCGGAUCUGGGACACCUCCACCCGCGGUCUUUAUAAUGUCGGGAAGUGGGGGGUCUACCUGGGUCUGGAGACUAACCCCAAACAUGAGAUUGUUCUAGGAGAGGCGAUCCCAGAUGCAAUCCCUCUCCGCCGCGUGCAAGGGUCAAAGGCCCCGGUCUCUGCCGUUGCCGGUUCCUCAUGCCGGGGAAAGAAGAAGGAGAAAGGUCCCCCUUACCUUUCCUCUAUUUUAUUCUGUUUUGUCGGCCGGAUCGGCCAGGAGUGGUUCACCCGGCUAGUCAAAUCCAAGGAUGAGGAGAAGGCCCGGCUGGAGGGCAUGAUGGUGGCCUGCCGGAAGGAGGCCAAGGCCACCCAUGAGAAGGCGGAGAAAACUGAAGAGAAGUUGCCGGAGCACUAUGUAGCUUUCUGCAAGCUCUACGCCAAACAUGAGGGGUUGCUGAAGGCCUCCAAAGAGGUUGAUGCUCAAGCUCAAGAGAAGAUCCAAGAGCUUGAGGGGGAGAAGGCAAAGCUGCAGAAGGAAGCCGCCCGGUCAGCUCAGGAGGUUGCCUAGCUGAGGGCGGAGUUGGAAAGAGAAAGAAGCGACCGAGCUUCCUAUGCUGCGGCCUGGGCAGCCCAAGAGCCUGAUCAGUUCGAUGCCCGAACGAUUCUUGAUCGGGAGACCGGCAUCCAGUUCUUCCAAGGUUGUUGGAAAACAUUUUCACUUUGACAUUUUGCUGAUGACAAUGUUUGUUUCCAUUUAGGUUUUGAUAUUGACAAACCGUCGGGAACAUGGAACAAAAUGAAAAGAUUCAAAGAGAUAGAAAAAGUUCUUUGAAGAAACAAAAAGCACAAGGCUAU
Messenger RNA from Cuscuta campestris, 1720 nucleotides. The record is from the annotation of a GenBank genome assembly. NCBI's taxonomy places the organism in Eukaryota, Viridiplantae, Streptophyta, Magnoliopsida, Solanales, Convolvulaceae.